Pezoporus flaviventris is the source of this 1632-nucleotide messenger RNA. RefSeq names its product calcium voltage-gated channel auxiliary subunit beta 1 (gene CACNB1). NCBI's taxonomy places the organism in Eukaryota, Metazoa, Chordata, Aves, Psittaciformes, Psittacidae. Gene Ontology annotation, cellular component: voltage-gated calcium channel complex. Gene Ontology annotation, molecular function: high voltage-gated calcium channel activity; protein binding. Gene Ontology annotation, biological process: calcium ion transmembrane transport; chemical synaptic transmission; regulation of voltage-gated calcium channel activity. The record is from RefSeq and is a predicted model, not a curated record.
AUGGUGCGGGAAGGCGGCAUGGCCCGGACCCCCCCCAGCUCCACGCAGGACAUCCAGAUGGACGUCUUGGACAACGCCGCCCUCCAGGGCAAGUACGGCAGGCGCAAGAGCCGCUUCAAGCGCUCGGAUGGCAGCACCUCGUCCGACACCACCUCCAACAGCUUCGUCAGGCAGGGCUCGGCCGAGUCCUACACGAGCCGCCCGUCGGACUCGGACGUGUCGCUGGAGGAGGACCGGGAGGCGCUGCGCAGGGAGGCGGAGCGCCAGGCCAUGGCCCAGCUCGAGAAAGCCAAGACGAAGCCGGUGGCCUUCGCCGUCCGCACCAACGUCGGGUACAACCCAUCGGCCGGCGACGACGUCCCGGUGCAGGGCAUGGCCAUCUGCUUCGAGCCCAAGGACUUCCUGCACAUCAAGGAGAAGUACAACAACGACUGGUGGAUCGGGCGCCUGGUGAAGGAGGGCUGCGAGGUCGGCUUCAUCCCCAGCCCCGUCAAGCUGGAGGCCAUGCGGCUGCUGCAGGAGCAGAAGAUGAGGCAGAACCGCCUGAGCUCCAGCAAAUCAGGCGACAACUCCAGCUCCAGCCUGGGUGAUGUGGUGACGGGGACGCGCCGGCCGACCCCCCCCGCCAGCGGUGCCCUGGACAUGCCUAGCUUUGUUGACCCCGAUGAGUUAGAGGAGGAGGAGGCGGCCAUGGAGACCCACCGCUCCCCUAAGAGUAGCGUGAGCAGUGUCAACCCCCCAGCCCACAACAAGCGCAUCCCCUUCUUUAGGAAGACCGAGCACGUGCCCCCCUACGACGUGGUACCCUCCAUGGGCCCCAUCAUCCUGGUGGGGCCGUCGCUGAAGGGGUACGAGGUCACGGACAUGAUGCAGAAAGCACUCUUUGACUUCUUGAAGCAUCGCUUUGAUGGCAGGAUCUCCAUCACGAGGGUGACGGCCGACAUCUCGCUGGCCAAGCGCUCUGUCCUCAACAACCCCAGCAAGCACACCAUCAUCGAGCGCUCCAGCACGCGCUCCAGCCUGGCCGAGGUGCAGAGCGAGACCGAGCGCAUCUUCGAGCUGGCGCGGACGCUGCAGCUCGUGGCGCUGGACGCAGACACCAUCAACCACCCCGCGCAGCUGGCCAAGACCUCCCUGGCGCCCAUCAUCGUCUACAUCAAGAUCGCCUUGCCGAAGGUCCUGCAGCGCUUGGUGAAGUCUCGCGGGAAGUCGCAGGCCAAGCACCUCAACGUGCAGAUGGUGGCCUCGGACAAGCUGGCGCAGUGCCCCCCGUGCAUGUUCGACAUCGUGCUGGACGAGAACCAGCUGGAGGAGGCUUGCGAGCACUUGGCCGAGUACCUGGAGGCCUAUUGGAAGGCCACGCACCCCCCCAGCAGCAACCCCCCCAACCCGCUGCUCAACCGCACCAUGGCCACGGCGGCGCUGGCCGCCAGCCCCGCGCCCGUCUCCAACCUCCAGGUACAGGUGCUCACCUCCCUGCGCCGCAACCUGGGCCUCUGGGGCCGUGGGGGCCCGGACGCCGGCCCCCCGGCGCCCUGGAUGAACACGCGCUGUGAGACACGCACAGAACCCCCCCCCCCUCUCCCAUCACCCAUCAAUCACCAUCCCCAGGCACUGGGGACCAUCCUUGGG